UCAUGUGGCACUGCACGAAUACAUCUAAACUAUGAAAGCCACCCUGACUGCAAGUUGACGUCAAACGGAAGUUCCAACUCGCCAUAAAUAGCACAACAGACAUAUCAGAAAAAAUCAUGUGACGUCAGUGACCGUCACAAGACGGUAUUUGUGACGAUCACGUCACAUAAUCUAAAAAUACCGGUAAUUGAACAUCUUUAUUCACGUAAUGAAUUAACAAAGUAAUGAAGCCAACUUUACCAGACUGUUACGAAGUAAUAUUGUUAUUAUUUAACAAUAUCUGUAUAGCUUUUUGUCAGUAUAAUUUACUGGGGGAUUUCAUAUAAUUAGUGACUACAAGCAUAAAAACCAUGUUAUUGUGAUUCAUUCAAUCAUUUUGCCGCACUUGGGAUCUAGAUGUAGAAUUGACAUUGUUAAAUGAAACAUUAAUAAAAGCAACCAAAAAUUUUAUGUCGAACAGUUAACUAAUGUACAAUUAUGAUAUCAACAUCAUAAAAUUUUUUUAGCUAAUCGUGGUAGUAUCGGGUUAUCAGUACUUAUUACCAACAUGUGAUUGUUUAUCAAUGUAUCGAUGUAUAGGGGUAGGGAUAAAAAAAUAUAUAAAAAGAAGUGGGAGUUUUACCUUUAAGAGGAAGUAUGAAAGAAGGAGAUAAAAUGUGGUGGAAAUUCACUAAUACUACAACAAUCUAACGACACUUGUUUGACUUUUUCCCUGUAUUUCAUGGAAUAAGUUAGUGUAUAUAGUGUACGAAAAGGACCGAGUGUUUAAACAAUAAUUGAGUCAAUAUUCAACAAAUAUAAUUAAUAUAAAUCAUUAUCAGCCAGAAUGGCAUCAAAUAAAGAUAUUAAUACAGAAAACGUACAAUUUUUUGAAGGGGUUGAAAAAUUACUUGAAGUUUGGUUUACUAGUUCUCAUGGUGAAGAUCAUAAAGGUGAUCUUCGAGACAUUCCGAGACAUCGCUGGGAAUCACUUUUGAAAAUUGUCCGAUGUGAGAUAAUUAGUUUCUGCCGAAACGACGACAUUGAAGCCUACGUUCUCAGGUGCAGAUCUGGUGAAAAAUUGUAUACACAUCACGUGGGAAGUGAAAGCAGUAUGUUUGUGGCAAAGCGUCGGUUGAUUUUGAAGACCUGCGGUACAACAACUCCAUUGCAGUGUAUAGUAUCAUUACUGGAUCUUGUUGAGGAAUAUACUGGAUUUGAUGAAGUAGAAGAUUUGUUUUACUCCCGGAAAAACUACAAAAGACCAGAGUUGCAAAUGUCUCCUCAUUGUGCUUUUGAAGAAGAAGUUGCAUUAUUGGACACGAUUUUUUCUGAUGGAGAGGCAUAUUGUUUAGGCAAUGCUGAUAAAAAUUGUUGGUAUUUAUAUACUUUGAACCGUGGAAAAUCUUUUCACUCACCAAAAGAACCCGAUCAGACUUUGGAAAUAUUAAUGACUAAUCUCAACACUGACAUAAUGUCUAUUUUUACUCGUGAAAGAUGUUCAUCUGCUGCUGAAGCGACCCAAAAAUCUGGAAUAGAUAAAAUCAUUCCAAAUAUGAACAUCGAUGAUUUUCUUUUUGAACCCUGUGGUUACUCUAUGAACGGAGUCGCAAAAAAUGGAAGCUAUAUGACUAUCCACAUCACACCAGAGCCAGAAUUUUCAUAUGUUUCAUUUGAAACUAACAUUCCUGAAGAAAACUAUGCAGAUGUAAUUGAGCGUGUUCUCAAAGCAUUUAAACCUGAAAAUUUCGUCGUGAUAUUGUUCGCCAAUAAAGCAUCUAUUGCAGCCAACACUCCACGUGAAUUCAAACAAGCGAGUUAUCUCAACUUCGAUGGCGAGUGGUUACGUGAUGAUAUUCAAUAUUGUCGUUUCAAAGAUUAUGAUCUCAUAUGUGCAUUUUAUUCUAAAUUUCCAAGCUGAU
This is a messenger RNA of Microplitis mediator, 1901 nucleotides long. It is a transcript of the gene SamDC, whose product is annotated as S-adenosylmethionine decarboxylase proenzyme. Lineage: Eukaryota; Metazoa; Arthropoda; Insecta; Hymenoptera; Braconidae. Gene Ontology annotation, molecular function: adenosylmethionine decarboxylase activity. Gene Ontology annotation, cellular component: cytosol. Bases 827 to 1900 code for a protein of 357 amino acids. Gene Ontology annotation, biological process: spermidine biosynthetic process; spermine biosynthetic process. The transcript has 8 exons. The record is from RefSeq and is a predicted model, not a curated record.